Molecule: messenger RNA, 561 nt
Organism: Thermochaetoides thermophila DSM 1495
Lineage: Eukaryota; Fungi; Ascomycota; Sordariomycetes; Sordariales; Chaetomiaceae
Source: the annotation of a RefSeq genome assembly
AUGCCUGAAGCACAGCCAACAUCCAACACACGGCAAAUUGCCCCUGCCCUCAAGGUGGGUGACCCAGCCCGGCCACUAGGGGAUAAAGUUCGUUUCCCUCAUGCAAAGCCUACGCUCGUGGUAUUUCUGAGGCAACUCGGUGAUCCUUAAUCUGACCAAGCGGCCAGCGAUGAGUGGGCCGUCUCUGUCGGUGGCGAGUGGGAGACCAUCGUCGUUCCGGACCCAGAACGCCGUUUGUAUGCGGACUGGGGUCUGGGUGAGAGCUCGACAUGGUACAAUCUCAACCCCUUGGCGUUGUGGUCCACGUACAAGCUGGGAACAGAAGAAGGGUUUUGGGGCGACUCCCCUCAAUAUGGAGGCAGCAAGUGGCAGAUAGGAGGAGCCUUUGCACUCGACAGAGCUGGGAUAGUAGUGUGGUCGAAGCCAGCAGCCAGCUCGGACGAGGUACCCGACUUCCGGGCCGCACUCCGAGCACUGGGCAUCUCACAGCCAAAAGAGCAGGCACUUCAGGCGAAGCGAAAGCCCCGUGAGCCCCCCAUUUUCGUUAGACCCUACAAAUAA